CUUAGCCGUUUAUUUCUACAGGAAACAAAAUGGCCGCUAAUAACCGAUGAUUUCGACUUAGAGUUAAACGGUCAUCCAGUUUAAAAUUGCCUGUGUGGACAGCAGUCAUGGUGAGUUGAGUUGUCCUCAGCUGCUCUUUGCAGAUACUGUUGGCCUCACCGCGUAAAAACAAAAGAAGCUCAACACGGUUUCACUGAAGCGUGUUCCCAGAGGGUGUGUACAUGUUGGUGCAAGCGCAUGUGUGUGAGAGUGAGCUCUGUAAUGUGAUGACGAUCUCCAUCAUCUGACAUAAUCAGGAUGAUUCAUGAGAGCAUCAGUUGUGUCUCUUCAUGUGCAGAGCCAGGUGGUCGGAGCGGGAGAAGGCCCUCUGACACAGCAGGCACUCGUAGGGUUUCUGGCCAGUGUGCUUGCGAUAGUGACGCGUCAGCUCGUCGGAGCGCGCAAAUUUCCAGCUGCAACCUUCCCAUGAACAGUGUGGCCGCAUGUUGUCAAUGUGCCAACGGCUUUAAAAAAUUCAACAUGAUGGAGGCUUCCUCACAGAGUAAAGACAGCAGAGGAGGACUGUGGAACAACCCCAGAGCCACCCAGUACAGCAAGGAGACCCAGGAUAUGCUGAGAUUGAUGAUGCAGGAAUCGAGACUCACCAACGUGCAGAGAAAACAGCUCAACAAAAGCCUCAAGAAUGCAGCAGCAUUACAACUGACCUCUGACCCCACAUCAUCAGCUUCUCCCUCUCAGCCUAAAACCAGUAAAUCUGUCCCGAUGUUCCUGCCAGGCAGGACUCAGAAACGCACCGCUGAAUCUUGUCGCUCUGGGAACAACUACGUCAGAGAAAAGUUCACCCCUGGUCCUACAAGAGACCUAGAGAAAGAGAAGAGGAGGCUUCAGAGUAUACUGGCAACAGGAAAAGAAGAACCCACAGCUGCAUCUUCCCAAAAAGUUCCCGCAUGUCAGAACCCAGAUGCGUCAGAGGAGAAAGACCGGUAUCAGGAAGUUCUGGAUGAGAUAGAGGAGAGAAGACAGUUUCUGGCAGAUAUGGCCUCUCUGGGUCAGGAGGCGCAGUACAUUGGCAUCAUUAACACGGAGAUAUCUCAGAGGAUCCGAGAACUGCAGCUGCUGGAGAAGGACUACAGUCGUGAGAAGGGUCCAGUGACAUCUGAGAGGAAAGGGUCGGAAGAUAACAAAGACUGACUUGAAAGAGACAGGAAAGAUGACUCACUGCCACUGACUUGGAAAUCAGACGACGUAUAGCUCAACAGAAACGUGGCGCUACAGAAGCCCUUGGUUCCAGCCGGACAGGAAGACAGGCACAGAGCGGAAACACAGACACGACAGAGAUUACCAUUUAAAAUGGAGGACAAAUA
This is a messenger RNA of Epinephelus fuscoguttatus (brown-marbled grouper), 1364 nucleotides long. RefSeq names its product linkage group 3 C22orf23 homolog (gene lg3h22orf23). The coding region runs from base 298 to 1191 and encodes 297 amino acids. The transcript has 13 exons. The record is from RefSeq and is a predicted model, not a curated record. NCBI's taxonomy places the organism in Eukaryota, Metazoa, Chordata, Actinopteri, Perciformes, Serranidae.